Molecule: messenger RNA, 1635 nt
Organism: Syngnathus acus (greater pipefish)
Lineage: Eukaryota; Metazoa; Chordata; Actinopteri; Syngnathiformes; Syngnathidae
Product: proline-rich protein 5-like
Exons: 8
Coding region: 517-1455 (312 amino acids)
Biological process (GO): TORC2 signaling
Cellular component (GO): TORC2 complex
Source: RefSeq, a predicted model, not a curated record
CGCGCACGGAGACAUCCACGUCGAUGUUGCGAGACGCGCGUGCGCGUACUUGUCCGUCAUUUUGUCAAGUGAACGAUUGGUGACUUGUCACGUGUCACUCGGUGGCUUUAAGUCGAGUCUUGUUUGCAAGGGUCGCGUUGCUUCUGUUUUGUUUAUUUUCUCCGAGAAGAGAAAAGAAGAAAGGUGCUUCAUCACUGCGCGGGUUGAUUGUUGGCUAGCUGAUGAAGUGGCAUCGAGAGCCGACCGAGGACGCUUGACUUUUUUUUUUUUUUUUUUUUCCAUCCUGCGGGCAUAAGGGGACAUCGUCGGGAUCCAGGUUGCCGUGGUUACCACACACUGCUCCUGCCGAGUUCCACAGCUUUGUGUGUGUGUGUGUGUGUGUGUGUGUGGUGACAUGGCAGGAUGUCUCAUAAGUCGCAUCUAUGUGUCAAAGUAAGAGUUUGCUUUUUCGGAAGGGUGAGAUUUGAUUAUCUUUGUAUGUAUGUGUGUGUGUGUGUGUGCGUGUGACUAAGGUGCAUGAUGGGAUCUUUUCGGCGCUCCAGGCCCCGCUUCAUGAGUUCUCCAGUUCUGUCCGACCUGACCCGCUUCCAUGCUGCACCCAAUACACUGCAAGCAUGCAACAGCACCAUCUGGAACAGCGUCCAAUCGGCAGUGAUGAAAGUCUUCAGGGGCGGAGCUCUGCAGCCCAACGAGCUCUACACACUGAACGAGAGCAUCAGGUGGCUGCUGAAGAGCGAGAUGGGCUCCUUCGUCACAGACUACUUGCAGAAUCGUCUGCUGACGGGCGGCUUAACAGAGCUUCUGGAGCGCAUCUUCAUCUCUGGUGGAGAGCAGCUGGCGGCGCUGGCCGAGGCAUGGCGGUGCUUUUUCACGGAGACGCUGCCCACGCUGCAGGCCAUCUUCUACCCUCUACAGGGUCAGGAGCUGUCUGUACGACAGAUGACACUGUUGGCCUUCCGAGACUUGGUACUGCUGAAGCUCCCUCUGGAGGACAGUCUGCAAAGCGCGGGCGGUGUGCCGCCCGCCGUCACGCACAUGCUGCUGGUGCUGCAGGGGGUGCGAGAGUGCGGCGCAGCGUCCAGCUCGCGUUACCGUCAUCUCGAGCGUCUGGCGGCCAUGGUAGUGUCACCGUACCUCAGCGAUGUCGUCCCUGCCGCCGCCGCCGACCUUCACCCUUCAGAGUGCUGGGGGGACGGCGGUCUGCCGUGGUUUAUAGGUGACGGCUCCCAGCCUGACAUCUGCUCUUCUUUGGCACCCCUGGUGGAGCACGAGGGCGAGGCCUACCUGGAGAAAGUGGGCGGCAUGCGGCGCCACACGGUGGCCAAUGCGCAUUCUGACGCGCGCCUGCUCAGCGGCAGGAUGAGUUGCGCCAACGAGGUGCCCGACGGCGCCGGCUCGCCGACUCGGCCCGCUGACGCCGGACACUUUGGUAGUCAACCUAACGUCAAGGACUAACCCUAGCACUGCAAGUACAGUCAGAGGUUCAAGCACAGGAAACUGAUGCUGCUCUUGGGAGUAAAACGGCACGCUUGCUUCCUGCAAACGGGCUAGCUGGGGAACGCGGCGUAGCUAACAGAAAGGAUGAGAGGUGAGGAUGAAAAGAGAUGAGGGCGUGAGAAGAAACACGCAAGCGAU